UUUUGCAAUGUCAACAUGGUAUGUUGAAGUACAUAUAAAUUCAUGAAUUCGUAUAAAAAAUUAUAAUUUUACAAUUUUUUUCCUGUAAUAUCGAAGUAUUCCUAUAUCAUCGCCUUCGGACAUUAAUAUAAUCAUCGAUAUCACGAUGGAUGUAUCUACAGAAGAUAAUUUAAAUUUAAAUUUGAAUAAAAAUAAUACAAAUACUGAAGUAAUUGACAAAGAACAUGAACAUAGUUACGAAGGAGAUGGAGCGGCCAAAGAAUUACUACAUUUAAAUGAUCAUGAUUAUUUCACCCUAACAACACCACAAUCCACCAGCAAAACACCACAAAAGAAGCAACGCACACACUCAGUAAAGAUAACCCAGCUAAAAGCGGUAUACAACUGCAAAUCCUGCGGUUACCGUACUAUGGACCGAGAUACAUUCUCAAAACACCACUGCGAUCUCAAGACGGUACCAUGUACAAAAUGUGAUACAAAUAAAGUGCCAGACGGUUAUAACAAAUGUCCUAAGUGUUCCUAUAUUAAUAAAAAUCCAGCCAGUUUAAAAGUGCAUAUGCGUAUACAUGAAAAGGGUAAUCCGUAUAAGUGCACCGAGUGUGAUUACUCCGGUAAAGACUGUAAAUCGUUAAUACUACACUAUGGACGGAUGAAGAACUUGAACUGUGGAUGCGGUUACCGGACCCAUGUAAAAAAGCAUUUUGAAUCCCAUCUGAGGUCCCAUACCGGUGAGAAACCUUAUUCGUGUGCUAUUUGCUGCUUUGCAUGCUCUGAUAGAGCGGGCUUGUCUAGACAUAUUUUGAAGAAACAUGAUUGUGUUUAGUAAUUGUUUGUUAUUAUUAAAUUGAGUAGAAAUGUUAGUUCAGGUUAGCACAGACAAGGGGAAAUAAAAUACAUUAAUUCAAGUUUGUGGUAAAGAUCUACCGAGAAUAUGAGCUAACUGCAUCAUGAGGUACUUUGUUAGUUAUCAUCAUCAACAGCCUAUAAAUCCCCACUGCUGAACAAAGCCUCUUCUCACACAGAGAAGGUUUGAG
Spodoptera litura is the source of this 1034-nucleotide messenger RNA. RefSeq names its product zinc finger Y-chromosomal protein 1-like. The record is from RefSeq and is a predicted model, not a curated record. Gene Ontology annotation, biological process: regulation of transcription by RNA polymerase II. Gene Ontology annotation, molecular function: RNA polymerase II cis-regulatory region sequence-specific DNA binding; DNA-binding transcription factor activity. NCBI's taxonomy places the organism in Eukaryota, Metazoa, Arthropoda, Insecta, Lepidoptera, Noctuidae.